Lepidothrix coronata (blue-crowned manakin) is the source of this 463-nucleotide messenger RNA. RefSeq names its product VPS16, CORVET/HOPS core subunit (gene VPS16). Lineage: Eukaryota; Metazoa; Chordata; Aves; Passeriformes; Pipridae. Gene Ontology annotation, cellular component: HOPS complex; cytoplasm; endosome. The record is from RefSeq and is a predicted model, not a curated record. Gene Ontology annotation, molecular function: actin binding. The annotation marks the transcript as partial. The transcript is spliced from 3 exons. Gene Ontology annotation, biological process: vacuole fusion, non-autophagic; endosomal transport; intracellular protein transport.
AUGGCACCACCACGGCACCCCAAACUCAUGACAGAAGGCACUGCCAUGGCACCCCAACCCCAGCCCCAGCACAACAACACCAACAUGUGCCCCGAGGACGUGAGGCACUGCCAUGGCACCCCGACCCUGGCCCCUGUGGCACUGCCAGGGCACCCAAACCCAGCCCCAGCAUGUGAAGUGCUGCCACGGCACCCCAGCUCCAGGACCUUUGCUGACGGACUGUCCCCCCCAGCCCUGCUGAGGAAUUCCCGGAGGGACAAGGCCCCCAGCUCCCGCCCGCUCCUGGAGAUCUACUCGGCCUCGGGGCUGCUCCUGGCCAGUGUCCCGUGGAAGAGCGGCCGCCUGGUGCACCUGGGCUGGACGGCGGGGGAGGACCUGCUGUGCAUCCAGGAGGACGGGACUGUGCUGGUCUACAACCUGUUCUGCGAGUUCAAACGGCACUUCAGCAUGGGAAACGUGAGGG